AUGUCAGAUGAUGAAAAUAGUAAUAAUGGAGCCAUCCUAACAAAUAAUGGCGAUUUAAGUACAACAGAUUCACCAAACCAAGCCAUCACAGGAAGCGACAGUGUCUUGUUGGAUAUCAAUGAUACUCCCCUUGGCACAAAUUCCACUUUGGAUAAUACCCACCAUCCACAACAUGUAGGUGAAGAUGGCCAUCAUCAUCACCAUCACCAACGUUAUCACCAUAACCCUCUUCGUAAAAAUCAUUCCUUUCAUAACCAUGAUCAUCUCCAUGGACUAAGUGGAGGAGGAGGCGAAGGUGGAGACUCACUUCGAAGUUCCACUUCUUCACAUCAUCUUCGUAAAAGUCUCAAUCGUAGUACUACCAGUAGUCACCACAUUGAUGAAAUAUCUGUAGAAUAUGAAAGAAUCAAGAUAUUGGCUGCCAAAGCAUCAAAAUAUAUUGGUAAAGCAUUAGAUAAAAUUGAUGAUAGAUCAAAAGAAGAGACCUUGGAUUGGACGAGAGCCAACUUGGAAUUUUGUUCAAAGAUGUGUGAAAGAUUUGAAAGAGAGGGUGAAGCAAACUUUAAUGAACUAAAGUCACUCUUGUUUGAAACCUGGACACAACAAAUCUCUGAACGUUAUAGCAUGUCAUCACCAGAAACUCAUGAUAUCAUUAAUCAUAUUAAAUCUGCUCAUCAAACUUUAUUUAAUCCUGAGGAAGAAAUAGAUGUAAAUAAUUUAUCACAUAGUUCAUUAUUGGCUCAACAACCACAUAGAGACCCAACACUUCACCAUAAAUCACUUCAAGGUGAUUUAUUUGGUUUGGAACAAGGUCAAGAAAAGUUACCAUUUUUAGAAAAGGCUAAAAAGUUUUCAAAAAAGACUUUUACCAUUGUCGAGGUUUUGUCUACUUAUAAACUAGAGUACCUUCAAAAUGAUAUUAGUGUUGGUUUGUCGUCUGGUACAAUGAUCAUUCCACAGUCAAUGGCUUAUGCUCUUUUAGCAGGUCUACCACCAAUCUAUGGUCUCUACACUGCUUUUAUUCCACCACUCAUCUACAGUCUUUUUGGAUCAUCUCGUCAUUUGGCUGUUGGUCCACUUGCUCUCAUGUCCAUUAUGGUCGGUGCUUCCGUUCAAGCUUUUGAAAACACUACACUCAGUGAACAAAUUGGUUUGGCCAAUCUACUCUCACUCCUAGUUGGUGUCAACUUUUUAAUCAUGUGUUUUCUUCAAUUGGGUUUCCUCAUCAACUUUUUAUCAAGACCAGUAUUAAGUGGAUUUACAUCAGCAGCAGCAAUUAUUAUUAUACUUAGUCAAACAAAUAGUUUAUUUGGAUUUUCAGGAGGACAACAACAAUUUGCAUGGAAAUAUGUGAUUCAAAUUGUAAAAAAUCUUGGACAUACACAGUGGAUAGCUGUUUUAAUGUCUGUGAUUUGUUUCCUUCUCUUGUAUGUAUUUAAACAUCAUAUAAAGACUAUUCCAAAGACUACUAUUCCAAUGCCCGCUCCAUUGAUUCUUGUCGCACUCGGUUUACUUGCAUCGUAUUUCCUCGAUCUCGAGGGCAAGGGUAUUGCAGUUGUCGGAACCAUUCCAUCGGGUCUACCAAGUGCAUCGUUUUUCACAAACUUUGAUUUCAACACUGCCAUCUCUCUCUACAAGGAUUCUUUGGUCAUUCCUAUCGUUGGUUUGAUCGAGACUGUCUCUGCAUCAAAGGUCGCCGCCAACAAGUGUAGAUAUGAGUUGUCAAUGAACAAGGAACUGUUUGCUCUCGGAAUGGCAAAUAUUAUUGGGUGUAUCUUCCAAUCAUACCCAUCCGCCGGUGCCUUUGGCAGAACAUCCUUGCAUCUUGCAUCUGGUGCCAAGACACAAGUAACCACCAUUGUAUCGGUCGUCGUAGUUGGUGUUACCCUUUUAUUCCUCACCAAGGUAUUUUACUAUUUACCUAAAGUCGUAUUGGCUGCCAUUGUCAUUUUUGCAGUAUCGCAACUCGUCGAUCUCGAAGAAGUACAAAAACUCUGGAAGAUCAACAAACCCGACAUGUUUUUACUUUUGAUUGCCUUUUGGGCGACUCUAGUGCUUGGUGUGCAAGUUGGUAUUGCCACUGCCGUCAUUCUCUCGCUUGUGCUCGUUAUCUACCAAUCGUCCAAACCCAACACGGCCAUAUGCGGUCGUAUCCCUGGUACGGCCAGUUUCACCGACGUUGCACUCCACCCAGAGGCCAUCGUCGAGCAAGGUGUCACCGUCUUUAGAUUCGACUCGCCCAUCAUCUUUGUCAACGCCUACUAUCUCAGAAAGCAGUUGAAAAAGAUUUACAAGCUCGAAGACGAGACCAAGAACCCGCUGAUCAAGGCCAUUAUUUUGGAUUUCGGUGCAGUCACCAACGUCGACAGUACCGGUAUUAAAUAUCUAAAGGAGCUGAUCCGUGAGUUGACCGAACUGUCCAUCGUCACCUCGUUUGCCGAUAUCCGACCCAACGUCCUCGAACAACUCAAAGUAUCCGGUAUCUACCGUGACCUCGGUGCCGACCAUUUCUUCCAAACCAUCUACAAUGCCUCUAAAAACUCUCUAUCACUUACCAUUAGACCAUGGGUAGAAGAGAGUCCAGGUCUCAAGUUUGAUUGUUUCUCUACUAAAGCUGAAACUUAUCAAGAACUUGAUAUUUAA
Messenger RNA from Cavenderia fasciculata, 2643 nucleotides. RefSeq lists its product as uncharacterized. Gene Ontology annotation, molecular function: secondary active sulfate transmembrane transporter activity. NCBI's taxonomy places the organism in Eukaryota, Evosea, Eumycetozoa, Acytosteliales, Cavenderiaceae. The coding region runs from base 1 to 2643 and encodes 880 amino acids. The transcript has 4 exons. The record is from RefSeq and is a predicted model, not a curated record. Gene Ontology annotation, cellular component: membrane. Gene Ontology annotation, biological process: transmembrane transport.